AUGAUGAUGAUGAUGAUGAUGAAGGAGAAGGAGAAGGAGAAGGAGAAGGAGAAGGAGAAGGAGAAGGAGAAGGAGGAGGAGGAGGAGGAGGAGAAGGAGAAGGAGAAGGAGAAGGAGAAGGAGAAGGAGAAGGAGAAGGAGAAGGAGAAGGAGGAGGAGAAGGAGAAGGAGAAGGAGAAGGAGAAGGAGAAGGAGAAGGAGAAGAUGAUUAUGAUGAUGAUGACAAAAACGAUCAACGUGAAACAAAAGCUUUCACGCGCGGGAAAUUUCAACAUUUGCGACAACUUCUCUCCGAUGACGUUUGAAAAACGUAGUCAACGACGGAGCAACAAAAUCAAACCGCUUUGUUUCAGUAAACAAAAGACUGAAAAAAUAACACUUUCUUUUGAACUGCCAGCCAUUUCUAAAACACGUCUCAAGGCCAUGACAAUGACCUUACCCGAGGUUGGUGCUAAACUUCUCUAACAGCACGUGUUGUAUACUUGUGCAACUUUUCGGAAAGGGUAAACGACACAAAUCGAUCUCAGUAUAAAAGCAGAUUCUCCGUCGGCGAUGAAUACACUGAAAGGAAUAUGAAAACAAAGGACUUAAAAAAAAAAUCGCACUUCCCUGUGUUUUCUGUGUGAUGUCCGGCGUAGAACCUUUAUGCGAAAACACUGCCGAUUGGAAGAGUUUAUUAACUCCGGCUUCAAGUAAAAAUUAAACGCUUCUCUAACAGCCCUACGAUGCUGAAAUUCUGUAACCUUCCGGACAGAGUUAAACGAAAAUAACCGAUCCAUAAAAAGCAGAUGUCCAGUUGGUUAUGAAUACGAAUAAGUAAACAAAAGAUUGAAAAAAAUAAUCGCGCCUCCUUUUCAAUGGCCCGCGAAGUUUAAAACAGGGCUCAAGUCCCCACACUUACUGAUAAAAUUUAUUGCUCUCUGUAAGUAAAAACCACACGCGCUUGUUGCGUAACUCCUCUUUCAUGCAAGUGCUGUAUAAUGCGCAACUAUUCGUUUUUAGAUGAAGUAAAAGGAACACACCUGUUUUAUUCAAAGCGCGUUGUCGCGCAAAGAGAAAGCCGGUUGUUUCAGAACGUAUUCUCGGUGGCUUCGGAAACUAUGACUUUAAUCUUUGGAGUAACGGAGUAAAGUAUCGGCAGAAAUCUAUGCACGCGGCGGGUUCAUGCAAAAAAUAAAAGCAAUGAUGGAACUAAAAGAUCAAGUUUUCAGUUCACUGCCUCAAUGCUUGAUGUGUUAAGAAGCUGAGGCAAAGACUAACAAUUUGUGAACGUCUGUACUGCAUAUGAAAAUGCAUCUUCUAGAAGAAUAGCUCUCCAAAGCUCCUGAAUGAGAAGCUAUAGACUAUUUCACGCGGUACCCUUGUGAAAUUUCAAUUCUUUACAGAUCAACUAGCACUCCCCACCCCCGUGGAACGCACGUUUUUCACGCCGAAGGUUUCCAAUUAUUCAAACAAGCUUCGGGUUGGUCUGGGAAGGAGUCACCCAGAACAAAAGAACUAUUGUUUGAUAGGCAAAUUCAGGUCGGUAAAAUAGACAUCUCUUGAUACGGAAAGGAAAACACUACAGACUCCUGGGGGUGCUAGAGAACGUUCGACUGGAUGAACGGCUGGGCCAGGCGUGUGCAACUAAAGAGUAUCUACGGAGGAUAUCUAUUAUAUGGUCCAGCCCCCUAUCUGAUUGUAACCGUGUAAAGGCAACUAAUCAGUAUGCACUCCCGGUGCUGCGGUACUUAGUGUGAACACAGCAUUGGACUCUAUCAGAGUUAAGAGAUGUGGACAGAGCAGCUCGGAAGAUCAUAGUUGAGAACGAUGGCAAGCACCCAGCUAGCCUAACUUCUUUGUUAUAUCUGCCAAGGGAGAAAGGGGGUAGAGGCCUACGAUCAGUCGAACACAAGUACAAGAUCAUUAAAAUCAAAUUGCUACUGAAAUUGUAUCAGAAUUCGGACCGGACUGUGGAAGCAGUUAGAAUUGGAAGAACAUGCUAUGGCAUUAGGCCACCCGUCGCUUGUAAAGAAAACAGCUAAGUACGCUGAAGAACUCAACAUCACACUUCAGCUUGAUAUCCAAAAUCCCGUGUGUGUUACAAAGGAAGGAAAGGUGGUGAAUGCAGCAAGAGCUGGGAACCUGUUGAAGAAAUCUCAAGAGAUGCAGUUCUUGGAGGUCGCUAUAGACGAAAAGUGACAAGGAAAGUUAUUCCGUAUCAGAUGAGAAGAUGAGAGCCUAAACACAACCAGCUGCUUUGCAUGGUUAAAAGGUUGGGCUACACGCCCUACAUAUACAAUCGCGGGCAUGUAUGAACUGUAUGAGCAGUUGUUAUCUACGAAGCUCUACACAAAGGAGAAGACGCAAACCUCCACCGACGGCGAAGUCCUAUGCAGGUUAUGUGGGAAGGUAGCUGAGAGCGUUGCACAUGUACUGGCUGGAUGCUCCUACCUGGCACAAACCAAGUACCAAUACAAGCAUAAUGCAGCUUUAAAGAUUCUGUUUUUUGAGCUCCUGCGAGAGCAUGGGUUAAUAGAAGAGGUUCCACCAUGGUACUCACCGGUGAUGCCAAAACCAGCCUACCAGAACACCGCGAGUGAGGCGUUUUGGGAUAUUCCAAUCUAUGCAGAGCACAACGAAGUUAGAGCAAAUCGGAUCGACGCGCGACUUGUCAGCCACGAGAGGAAAGAAGUCUGCACCAUUGAAAUG
Messenger RNA from Porites evermanni, 2691 nucleotides. Lineage: Eukaryota; Metazoa; Cnidaria; Anthozoa; Scleractinia; Poritidae. The record is from the annotation of a GenBank genome assembly.